AGUCUUUGUCCAUACGUUUUAAUUUUUUUUUAUUUUAACUUGCGCAAUUUCUACGAUUUGUAGUGCGAUAAUCCCUAUUACAGUUUAAUAGUGAAUAAUAAACUCUUGACAAGUGCAAAUCGUUGUUGUUGUACGUAAAUCAAUUGACUUUGACUGCCAUUCAUUAUCCCUAACGGGAUAAAAGCUUGGUUCUGCGCCUUUGUUCGUUAAAAAGUGUCCAAAGCCAAGUGCAUGCAUCUUUCCCUGCAAGACUCAGGUUUCCUCAGCGACGAUUGUGAUGAUACCGUUGUCGAACUAUCGAAACUGUCGAUUGUCGACUCUGACCACGAAGUCACAGUGGUAGAGAAACUACAUGAAGAUCGUUCGACUACCGCAAGGGACUACGUUCUGAGGCGCUGCAACCAAACGGAGGCGAUACUGUUUGAUGAAUGCUAUCCAGAUACAGCCCUGAAGAAUUGCCACAAGAUCGGCGAGGGUGUCUACGGGGAGGUAUUCCUUUGGCGAGCCCGCGAUGGCCGUGCGCGUGUUAUGAAGAUAGUGCCCGUCGCCGGCGACAUCAAGGUCAAUGGGGAGCACCAGAAGGACUUCCACGAGAUCAUAUCCGAGAUUGUGAUUGCUAUGGAAUUGAGUGCCCUGCGCACUCCUAUAGCAGAAUUAGAACGAGAAUUUGAUGAAGGAAAGACGGACAUUGACACUCUCGACUUGCACGCGAUACAAAAUGCUACAGACAUUUUUAAUGAGGUACUAGCAGUAAGGUGCGUAUACGGCAGCUACACGUCCCGGCUGCUCGAUCUGUGGGAACUGUACGACGAAUGCAAGGGCUCGGAAAACGACAACCCCGCCAUACUGCCGUCGGAUCAACAGUACAUUGUGUUGGAGCUCGCCAACGCGGGGCAGGAUCUAGAGAGCUAUCAGUUUAAUAGUGCUGAACAGGCGCACGCUUUGUUCUUGCAGGUGGCUUUCGGUCUGGCCGUGGGCGAAGAGGCCUUCCAGUUUGAGCAUCGCGACUUGCAUUGGGGGAACGUGUUGAUCGCCCCUACUGAACAAAAGUUCGCGACGUUCGUCCUGCGCGGGCGCUCGCACCGCGUGGCGCGCUGCGGCGUGGCCGCCACCAUCAUCGACUACUCGCUGUCGCGCCUGUCGCUCCCGCUCGCCACCGGCGGGGAGGCUGCCGCGCUCUACAACGACCUCGCGGCCGACGACGGGCUCUUCGAUGCCGUCGGCGACUACCAGUUCGAGGUCUACCGCCUCAUGAGGGAUAAGCUGAACAACGACUGGAAGAACUUCGAACCGUACACGAACAUUCUCUGGCUGCACUACACUGUAGAUAAGAUGAUAACAGCGCUCCGGUACAAGAGGACCAACACCAAGAUACACAAGCACUACAUCUCCAAACUCAAGGCCAUCAAGAACCGCAUCCUCUCCUACGGAAGCGCUGCGCAAUUCGUACUCACUGACAUCGAAUACUAAAUCGAACAAAUGUAAUAAUAAUUUAAAUUUAAUCACCCAAAAUUUAAUAUUUUCACUAGUUAUUAAACAUGGAUAUAUUUAGCACUUGCCCCACGUGUGAAUCGGACCUGCAUUGCAUAAAUUAUAAUGUACAUAGAAUUUGCUUUGGUAAUGUAAUAGACGCUAAAAGAAUUAUUUACGAGAUUGUAGAAACGUUAGAACAGCGAAAAGGUGCCUUCUUAGCUAAGGUAGUGGCUUUGUUCAAAUUAAACUCAUACAUUGUGUUAAAAAA
Molecule: messenger RNA, 1741 nt
Organism: Leguminivora glycinivorella
Lineage: Eukaryota; Metazoa; Arthropoda; Insecta; Lepidoptera; Tortricidae
Gene: Haspin
Product: serine/threonine-protein kinase haspin homolog
Exons: 8
Coding region: 232-1470 (412 amino acids)
Biological process (GO): intracellular signal transduction; mitotic cell cycle; protein phosphorylation
Cellular component (GO): cytoplasm; nucleus
Molecular function (GO): histone H3T3 kinase activity; ATP binding
Source: RefSeq, a predicted model, not a curated record